ACGGAGCUAUCCUAGCUACGUAAAAAAAAAAAAAAAAAAUGACGGAUAUUAUAAAGUGUAAUGUUUGUAGUAUCGUAAUCGAUGAAAUGUUAUCGUAUAUUCAAAACAAAAUAUCGAUAAUAGACGAAGAAUCGCUAGUGAGAAUUUGUGUGUCGGCGUUUACGAGUGAGGAAAUCAAAAACUCGAAGUCACUGUUGUUCAGUGCAGUACCCGCAGAGCGACGUCAAAUACAACGGAAAAGAAAAGGGAAGGAAUCCCGGGAUAUGGAGGACAUAAUAUCGUUGUUCAAAUCUACAGAUCCAGAAAUAUUACCAGUGUUCGUUGCUAGACAAUUGGAAAAACUCCCGCCUAUCACAUUUGAUCAUCUUGACUGCACUAAAUUGCUCAAAGAUCUUACUCGAAUGUCAGCGGAGAUCGAGAACUUCAAAACUACAUAUGCGACUUUAAACCAUUUAGAUGAAUUGAAGCAAGAUUUUAACCGUCUGAAGUCUAAGUCUAUACCUGACACUUCGUGUUUCAAUGUAAAUUUAAAGCGCGGUGCUUGGUGUAGAAACAGUGGCCCUAUGGGUUUAUCGCAGUUCCAGAAUUCAACCUUGGAUGAAUCUCAAAAUUUUAACAUAUCUAACUGUGAAUCGAAUAAUAAUCUACAAUACCGAAGUAUCAAGGAGGGUAGUAAAGACCGCGUUAAUAAAGAAUCGUCGUUAACGAUAAUCGAGCAUUGCAACGAAGUGCCUAUGCAAAACGCUGAGACCGGUUUGAUGACUCAUGCGGAGGCCUCUCAACAAGUAAAUUGUAUGCGCUCCGAACAGCUGAUCGAUACUAUUUUGCCAAGCGAUACUGAGAUUAAAGAUGCGGAGGUAGGUUGGCAACCGGUUGUGAAUCGCAAAAAUAAACAGAAAAUGCGCUUCUCGGGAAGGACUGGACAAGCAUGUGAUGAUGACAAAUUCAAGGCGGCUGAAAAGUUUAUGCCUAUUUUCAUCAGUAACAUACAUAAUGAUACAACCGAGGCAGACAUCACUGAUUAUAUUCAUAAGAAAACACAAGAAAGGGUUUCUCUCGAGAAGAUCUCAAUCAAGAAACAUAACCACCACCUGGCCUAUAAGUUUAUGGUGCCGCAAAAUAAGCUAUCAUUAUUUUUGGAUGACAAAUUAUGGCCUCGAGGAAUUAUUUUUCGGCGCUUUGUUCAUUACAAAAGUCCUUUCAUUGCCAGUAGUAAGACGACUGUCGGCCCUAAAAUAAAUGUCAAUAAUGGAUAA
Molecule: messenger RNA, 1256 nt
Organism: Plodia interpunctella (Indianmeal moth)
Lineage: Eukaryota; Metazoa; Arthropoda; Insecta; Lepidoptera; Pyralidae
Exons: 1
Coding region: 39-1256 (405 amino acids)
Source: RefSeq, a predicted model, not a curated record